Bacillus rossius redtenbacheri is the source of this 1409-nucleotide messenger RNA. RefSeq names its product superkiller complex protein 8. The record is from RefSeq and is a predicted model, not a curated record. The transcript has 8 exons. Gene Ontology annotation, cellular component: Cdc73/Paf1 complex. NCBI's taxonomy places the organism in Eukaryota, Metazoa, Arthropoda, Insecta, Phasmatodea, Bacillidae. Bases 190 to 1152 code for a protein of 320 amino acids. Gene Ontology annotation, molecular function: protein binding.
CUCGUAGGCAACGCCUGUGUAAAGGCUUCCCAUUCCUGAUGCAUGAUAUAUUUUCGCCAUAGAGAAAAUAUUUUCACUAUGUUCCUGUAAAAGAUGGCUGCUUCCAGUAGGUACAUCAAUAAUACUAGGCUGUGUGUUUAGUCUAAUGAUCGAAUCCUUUUUUUCUUUUUAGAUAUAUAAGCUACGACUAUGUAUUCUUUGCUGUAUCGGAAGGAGAAUGCUCACGAUGAUAGCAUUUGGAGCUGUGCUUGGGGACGUUUUAAGAAAAAAGAAGAUGAAAAUGACGAUGAUGCUUCCAGGGACUCCACAAACUCUGAAGACACGAUCGACUACAUUGUGACAGGUGCAGUGGAUGACUUGGUGAAGGUUUGGUCAUUCAAGAACAAUAAGAUUGAGCUGAAGCAUAAGUUGGAAGGCCAUUCGCUGGGGGUGGUGUCUGUUGCCAUUAACUCCGAUGGAACAAUGUGUGCGUCCAGCUCCCUGGACUCCAGCCUGAGGCUGUGGGACCUGGCGACCGGGGAGAAGGCGGGCAGCAUCGAGGUGGGGCCGGUCGACCUCUGGACCGUGGCCUUCUCCCCCGACGACAAGUUCCUCAUCUCGGGCAGCCACUCGGGCAAGAUCAACCUGUACGGCGUGGAGUCGAGCAAGCAGGAGCAGACGCUGGACACCAGGGGGAAAUUCACGCUGAGCAUCGCAUACAGCCCAGAUGGGAAAUACAUUGCAAGUGGAGCUAUUGAUGGUAUCAUCAAUAUUUUUGAUGUAGCAUCUGGCAAACUUGUCCAUACGUUAGAAGGCCACGCCAUGCCCAUUCGUUCGCUGUGUUUCUCUCCCGAUUCGCAGUUGCUGCUGACUGCGUCAGACGACGGCCAUAUGAAACUCUAUGAUGUGCAGCACGCGAACGUCGCGGGCACGCUCUCGGGCCACGCGUCCUGGGUCCUGAGCGUGGCGUUCUCGCCCGACGGCAAGCACUUCGUGUCCAGCAGCUCGGACCACACGGUGCGGGUCUGGGAGCUGGCCAAGCGCCAGUGCAUCCACACGUUCGGCGAGCACGUGGAUCAGGUGUGGGGUGUGAAGUACAAUCCUGACAGCAACAAGAUUUUAUCAGUGAGUGAAGAUAGAUCAAUUAAUAUAUAUGACUGCCCUGUUGACUGAAACUGUUGUGUUUAUGUAUUCUUUGCUUGUUUUGUAUGAAAUUAAAUCCUCUUUUUUAUUGUACUAACAGAUUGUGUAAUGCUAUAUUUUAAAUUAUAAAGCUGUGUCUGAAAUAUAUGACUGAAUAUUGAUUGAAAUUUAAACAUUAUAGUUUUGUGAUUUUACUAUUUAAUGUGUGUUGUCUAACUAAAGGAAGAUGUAGGAAGAGAUAAAGUUAUAUUUAAAAUCCAUAAAUAAAAUACAAUUUUUUUCACAAA